Molecule: messenger RNA, 1125 nt
Organism: Nipponia nippon (crested ibis)
Lineage: Eukaryota; Metazoa; Chordata; Aves; Pelecaniformes; Threskiornithidae
Source: RefSeq, a predicted model, not a curated record
AUGACGAGCCUCUUCCGUCGGAGCAGCAGCAACAGCAGCUCGCGCGGCGGCUCCUCCACCCAGGAGCUCAACAACAGCCGCCCCGCCAGGCAGGUCCGCCGGCUGGAGUUCAACCAGGCCAUGGAGGACUUCAAGACCAUGUUCCCCAACAUGGACUACGACAUCAUCGAGUGCGUCUUAAGGGCCAACAAUGGUGCCGUGGAUGCCACCAUUGACCAGCUCCUGCAGAUGAACCUGGACAGCAGUGGCUGUGACGACAGCUCGGACUCCGAGGACAGCAUUCCCCCUGAGAUCUUGGAGCGGACCCUGGAGCCAGACAGCUCAGACGAGGAGCCCCCUCCUGUCUACUCCCCUCCCGCCUACGAGAGCCAGGCGUUCGGCAGCCACUGCCCCCGCGCGCCGCCCACCCCGCCGCCCAGGACGGACGUGCUGGGGCCUGGCAGCACCCCAGUGCCCGGGCGCUACAGGAACUGGAACCCACCGCUCCUGGGCAACCUCCCUGAGGACUUCCUCCGCAUCCUGCCCCAGCAGACCGCCGGCGCACAGGGCUCCCACGGCUGCCGGCAGCCCGUGCCACAGGGGCUUGCCCCGCGGGGCCAGGGCUCCCUGGAGCAGGAGCGGCGGUGGAAGCAGUACUUGGAGGACGAGCGGAUCGCGCUCUUCCUGCAGAACGAAGAGUUCAUGAAGGAGCUCCAGAGGAACAGGGAUUUCCUCCUCGCCCUGGAGAGAGAUCGAUUGAAAUAUGAGUCAAAAAAAUCCAAGUCGACCAGUGUUGCUGUCAGCAACGACUUUGGUUUCUCCUCCGUAAUAUCAGGUGACGUAGCCCCAUCUGUAACCAGCGAGGCCGGCAGUGCCGUGUCUGACGAUGCCUUAUUCAGAGACAAAUUGAAACACAUGGGAAAAUCCACGCGCAAGAAGCUUUUUGAACUCGCCAGAGCCUUCUCCGAGAAGACGAAGAUGAGGAAAUCAAAAAGAAAACACUUGUUGAAGCACCAGGUGCUGGGGACGGCAGCUUCCACAGCAAAUCUUCUCGACGAUGUCGAAGGACAUUCAUGCGAUGAAGACUUCCAAGCACGGAGGCAGCAGCUCCAGGAGGAGGAGGAGACGCCGAAGGAAGGGCAGUAA